AUGGAGCUCUCUCGACGUGAUUUUCGUGUUAUGAUUUAUUAUGACUACAAAAAAGGGUUAAAUCCACAAGAAUGUUUUCAACUUUUAACCACAACUUUUGGUGAUACUGCUUGUUUACGAGCUACAGUUUUCAAUUGGUUUGCUGAAUUUAAAAGAGGACGGGAAAGCUUUGAAGAUGAGGCGAAGUUAGGUCGGCCGCCAACCGCGGUUACUCAAGAAAACGUUCAAGCUAUCAAAAAAGUAAUUCGUGAAAAUCGACAACCUACAUAUGCAGAGCUUGAGCAAGAACUGGGCAUUGGAUCAGCAGCAUUGCAAACUAUUAUUCACGGGCGACUGUCCCUCCAUAAACGUUGUUCGAGAUCAGUUCCGCACAAACUUAACGAUGAGCAGAAAGAACGUCGUGUGGAUUGGUGCAAAUUUAUGAUAGAUAAAUUCGACCCUGGCAAGAAAAAAAACGUUUAUGAUAUACUGACUAGUAACGAAACAUGGUUAUAUAACUAUGAUCCUGAAACACAGCGACAGUCCACUGUAUGGUGCUUUGAAAAUGAGCCGACGCCAACGAAAUGUCGUCGUACACGAAGCACAUAG
Messenger RNA from Hyposmocoma kahamanoa, 588 nucleotides. Its product is annotated as protein GVQW3-like. Lineage: Eukaryota; Metazoa; Arthropoda; Insecta; Lepidoptera; Cosmopterigidae. Bases 1 to 588 code for a protein of 195 amino acids. The record is from RefSeq and is a predicted model, not a curated record. Gene Ontology annotation, molecular function: nucleic acid binding. The transcript has a single exon.